AGAAACGAACCCCCAAACCCCUCCUCUCAUAAGAAACAGAAAGGGGAUAAAAAAAAAAGAGAAAAAAAAGAGAAAUCUCUCCAGUUUCUUUCCACAGACACCCCCCUGCCACCACCUCCUGUUUCACAAUGAUCUAACUAAGAAAGAAUGGUCCUCUGGAAGUCUGUCAACUGGACACCACGUGUUGAUCAUCAAUAUGUCUCUGCAUCUCUGACGGAUAAUGAGGCAGUAUCGUGCACAAACAGACGCCCCCACCAUGGGUGUCCUACCAGAAAACCCCUUCAGAGUCUUCCAAAGCGUGCUGUAAUAUUUAAAACUUUGGCGUCCCGGGAGCUGCCACGAGCCCAGCAGAAGCAGAGGUUUCUAAGAGCUGACGUCACAUCACGUUCAGCUUCAACCUGGAGCGGGCUGGAGGCCUGGAAAUCACCGCUGAGAACUUCAUGGAACGGUUAGACAAUGGCUUCCUGUUGUGCCAGCUGGCUGAGACACUACAGGAGAAGUUCAGGCAGAGCAACGGAGACCUGCCCCCCCCUGGAAACAGCCAGAAGAGAAUCCCUUGCCGGAGGAUACCGUGUCGUCAGAGCGCUCCGUCUGGCUCCUUCUUUGCACGGGACAACACAGCUAACUUCCUGGCCUGGUGCCGUGAGAUCGGAGUCGGAGAAACAUGUCUCUUUGAGUCCGAGGGGUUAGUUCUUCACAAGCAGCCGCGGGAGGUGUGCCUCUGUCUUUUAGAGUUGGGCCGGAUAGCAUCACGGUACAACGUCGAGCCUCCGGGGCUCAUAAAGCUGGAGAAGGAGAUUGAACAAGAAGAGAAGUCACCUCUACUUUCUCAAUCGCCCGUGACCCCGGCUCAGCCCCUCGCUCCAUCUCCCUCUACGUCUCCCUCUCCAUCUCCUUUACCGUCCACAACUCCAAACAAAGGGACUUGUAGCAAAAAGAGCACCGGGAAGCUGCUGGACGAUGCUGUAAGACACAUCGCCGAUGAUCCUCCCUGCAGGUGUGUCAAUAAGUUCUGCGUGGAGAGACAGGCGCAGGGCCGCUACCGCGUUGGGGAGAAGAUGCUCUUCAUAAGGAUGCUGCACAACAAGCACGUGAUGGUCCGGGUUGGCGGAGGCUGGGAGACCUUCGAGAGCUACCUGCUCAAACACGACCCCUGCCGCAUGCUCCAAAUUUCCCGGGUGGAGGGCAAGAUAUCCCCCAUCAGCACCAAGUCCCCCAACAUCCGGGACCUCUCCCCCGACAGCUACCUGGUGGUGGCGGCCCACUAUCGCACCAAGAAGUAAAGACAUGAGGCCGCUGACAACAGGACACGGGGGAUGACCUUGUGUUGUUUGUGUCAAUAACAAGGGGGUGUGGCUAAUCAACAUUAUUUUUUCUUUUCUUAACAGAAAUAAUAAAGCUAUAGCUGAGCUACAAGCAAAGAAAGCAACACUAUUAAAUAGUAAUGAUUUGAAUCUUUUUUUUCCCAAAGAGGAGUAGUGAGAACAAAAUAAGACCGGACUCAGUCUUAACAAUGUGUCAUUGUACGUUGCUGAAAACAGCUUUGAAAAAUAUUUUUAUCUUUAGAUGGAUGGAAUGGGUCUUGUACAUUUUCCUCGUCGUGGUUGAGGUAGCUGGAGUUGGUGGAGGGAUGUUUGCUCGUGUUACAAACACUAUUUAGUGGAAUGAAAUGAAGCAAGUGAUGGAGUAAGUGAGCUCAGUGUUCUGGGUCACAUGAGAGAGAUUUUUUUAUUUGUGUGUACUAGUAAAGCCUAAGAGGACAUUAUUUUUACCACUGGCAGGUUUUAGAUGUGCCAGCGGACUGACUUUUAUACUUGUGUGUUACGGCACACCGCAGCAGUGGGCACGGCCUCCAGCUCAGACUAAAGAAAAUUUAAUAAGAGUGAAAGUUUAUAAUCCAAACAACAUGCAGAGCUUUACGUAACGCUUGUGUAGCGUUCUUGUCCGUUUUUCUUCAUAAUUCUACUUGGCAAAGGGAAGCUGUGUUCAUAUCCUGAACAAUUGUUGAAUGAUUAGUCAUGUAAUGCAGUUUUAUAUCAUUAUGAUUCAUCUGGAUUAGUUUACAUCAGAAGAGCUGAGUCGUGUCUGCUCAGACAACUCAAUGGUAUCCAAGUGAAAUGCUUUGAUUUGUGAUUUUCAAACCCAGAGUCGAUCUAUUGAGUCUCAGUUUGUUGCAUGUUGCUGACCUCUAGAGGAGGUCCGGCCACGUUCAUGUGAAGAUGUUCAGCAUCAUGUUGGGAUUGUAACACCAGACAUUUUAAACAUGAACACAAGAGUGAUUCCCAGAGUUAUGGAUAAUGUUCUUCAUCUGUUUGAAUGUAUUCCUCCGUUUUAAUGGGUUGGGUUGCUGUAUGACCCCAGGGUUGUGUUUGUAUGUGAGAGGGUCAGCUUCCAUGUCUAGGUAGAACACUUCAAUAAAUGUUCGACCCUUGACUUCA
This is a messenger RNA of Cololabis saira (Pacific saury), 2438 nucleotides long. It is a transcript of the gene gas2a, whose product is annotated as growth arrest-specific protein 2. NCBI's taxonomy places the organism in Eukaryota, Metazoa, Chordata, Actinopteri, Beloniformes, Belonidae. Gene Ontology annotation, molecular function: actin filament binding; microtubule binding; cytoskeletal adaptor activity. Gene Ontology annotation, cellular component: actin filament. The record is from RefSeq and is a predicted model, not a curated record. The coding region runs from base 441 to 1283 and encodes 280 amino acids. The transcript has 7 exons. Gene Ontology annotation, biological process: actin crosslink formation.